Molecule: messenger RNA, 3935 nt
Organism: Drosophila pseudoobscura
Lineage: Eukaryota; Metazoa; Arthropoda; Insecta; Diptera; Drosophilidae
Gene: Hip14
Product: palmitoyltransferase Hip14
Exons: 4
Coding region: 378-2291 (637 amino acids)
Biological process (GO): protein palmitoylation
Cellular component (GO): Golgi membrane
Molecular function (GO): protein binding; palmitoyltransferase activity
Source: RefSeq, a predicted model, not a curated record
UGAGGGUCGGACCGCAUAUCUUAUCGAUAAGUCCGCGGUCACACUGGAUGUAAAACGCAUUAAAUUAAUAGCCCCCCUCCCCCCGAUAGCCGUGUAAAUAAAUAAAUUUAGCUUCGCGUGUGGUCCUAUGUCCUAUGCGAGGUUCAUAUUAGGAAAAAAAAGCGGCUGCUGCAGGAGUAACUGAAAUGACAAGGUGGCAGUGAGCGUGAACUACCUGUCCGACCCGACCGACCAUCGCCUGGUGGGGGUGUCGUCUCUUCUCUCCUCUCUCUGCCGUCUGUCUCUCUCUCGCACGCGUUGCAUUGGAAGGAGGGGGAUGGUUAAUGUUACGAACGUCGUAUCGAAGUGAAUCACAUUUUGAGCAAUAAUCGCAAAUCAUGUACCAAAGCGCCUGCAAUGCGGCCACAACGGGCUCUUGUGUCCCUGGAGCAGGCAAUCAGACCGAUAACGAACGGCAGUCGGCAUUGAUUGCCCAGCAACCACCCACCGCCCCAGUGGAGCCCGAUUACAGUGGCUUCGAUAUCGUUAAGGCCACCCAGUACGGCGCCAUAGCCAGGGUCCGGGAGCUGGUCGAGUCUGGUUGGGAUGUGAACCAGCCGGAUAGCGAGACGGUCACCCUCCUCCAUUGGGCGGCGAUCAACAAUCGACGAGAUAUCAUCAGGUACUUCCUGGAGAAGGGCGCCACCGUUGAUGCCGUUGGGGGUGAGCUGAAUGCCACGCCCCUGCACUGGGCUACCAGACAGGGCCACCUGGGUGCCGUAGUCCUGCUCAUGGCCGCCGGGGCCGAUCCACGGAUCCGGGAUGCGGAGGGCUGCUCCUGCAUACACAUUGCAGCUCAGUUCGCCCACACCGCUCUGGUGGCGUACUUCAUAGCCAAGGGGGUGGAUCCAGAUCUACAGGAUCGGGGAGGAAUGACGGCGCUCAUGUGGGCAGCAUGGAAGGUCUGCGCCCUGGAUCCCGUGCGCCUGCUGCUCACCCUUGGAGCCAAUCCCGCCAUGGUUGACUACACGCAUGGCAACACGGCCUUGCAUUGGGCCAUCCUGGCACGCAAUGCCACCGCCAUUUCCACACUGGUGCUCAAGUCGAAGGCCUCACUGGACGUGCCCAAUAUGCGGGGAGAGACGCCGCUCACGAUGCUCGAGUCUCAGACGGGCGCCAUCUGGAUCGGGGCCAAGGUAAUGGAUCGCGUGCGAGAGGCGGCGCUCACCUCACAGCAGCGACGCUCGCUGGUGUCCAAGCUGCGGCACGACAAACGCUUGCGAUGGUGGUCAAUGGUGGCCUGCCCCUUCACCGCCUUCUAUCUGGCAGGGAUCGUGUUCACCCUGAACACGCUGUAUAUCAUUAAGUUUUUCCUGCUCGGCUGCUUGUACGGCAUAUUCCACACGAUUGGUAAGACCCUCUUCGAUGAGCACCUGAUGGCUCUGCUCCCGUUGAGCGUUUACCUGGCCACCAAGGCGUGGUUCUAUGUCACCUGGCUGAUGUAUAUCGAUGAUGCUGUCUCCCUAACGGCCACUGUAUGCUUCCUCAUCUGCUCCCUGAUAUUGUGGGUGUGCUUCCUCAAGUCGUGGAAGGGAGAUCCGGGCAUCAUCCGACCAACCAGGGAACAGCGAUUCAAGACCAUCAUUGAGCUAUCGGAACGGGGUGGCAUUGGUUUUGAGCCCGCCUCCUUUUGCUCCGGCUGCCUGGUGAGGCGACCCAUACGCUCCAAGCACUGUUCGGUAUGCGAUCGAUGUGUGGCAAGGUUCGAUCAUCAUUGCCCCUGGGUGGGCAACUGCAUUGGGCUGAAGAAUCACAGCUACUUCAUGGGAUUCCUUUGGAUGCUCCUGAUCAUGUGCGUCUGGAUGCUGUAUGGCGGCUCCAAGUACUACGUGAAUCAGUGCAAUGUGCACUUUGAUGACUUCCUUGGGGCGAUGCGGGCCAUUGGCAACUGCAAUGCCUGGGUGGGCUGGGUGAUGGGCAAUGCCCUGCUCCACAUGUCCUGGGUGAUUCUGCUGACCAUUUGCCAGACAUAUCAGGUGAUUUGCUUGGGCAUGACCACCAAUGAGCGCAUGAAUCGGGGUCGCUAUCGUCACUUCCAGGCCAAGGGCGGACACAGCCCAUUCACGCGCGGCCCCAUACAGAAUCUAAUUGACUUUUUGGAGUGCAGCUGCUUUGGCCUGGUGCAGCCGAAGCGUGUGGACUGGAUGAACUACUACGACUAUGAUGCCCAUGUGCAUCAGACCAUCGAGAAGGAGCCGCUGCUCAGCGUUGACUGCCCGGACGGGAUGGGUGGGGAUCAUCAGUAUGUGUAGGAUAAGUCCUAUCGGGAUGCGAAGACGCUUCAAAUGCCCAUAGCGCAUGUCUAACAACGGAAUUGCUUUCGAAAACAAACAGCAACAGCUUCUUCUCUCCCCAAUCCCCAAACUCCAUCCCCAUUCCCAUCCCCAUCCCGUAUGAUUUCCGGAAAACCCUUGUAAUUGGUACGCUCUGCUGCAAACUAUACAACAAAAAAUAGAACCAAUGAUUCACAAAUGAAUUCUACAAACAAAACCAGAAGACAGACAGAAGCGUCAUUGCCGACCGAUAUCGGAUAUUGGAUGGACGAGAGUGGUUUAUGGGGGGAGUGCCCCCACCCCCCACAUACAUACGUACAUAUUAAUGAAUGUAUUACUGUAAUUACUCUGUACAUUUCUGCAUAUUAAUUCUGCAUCUUACACACAAACUACACUUCGAUAAUAAGCUGAAAGUAAUCAAGAACCGACACGGAUUUUGUCCCUCUCAAGUAUUUGUAAUACCAAAAAACAGAAACAGAAAUGCAAGCAAACAAAAGAAAACGUAUGAAAAGAAACACCGAACAAAUGCAAUACCUAAUCUGAUACAUAAAUGCAAAACGAAUCAAAACAAAAUAUUGUUUUAAGCGUGCAAUAUGCAAGAUUCCAAUUCAAAUAAUACGAUAUUGACAAAUUUGUAAAGCGCACACCACACCACAAAAAAAAAAACAAAAAGAGAACACCAAAAGAACUUUAUACGAGUAGAUAUCUCAAGCAAGCAAAAAAACAAAAAGAAAAAUAGGUAAACAAAAAUCCAUUUGUAUUCUCUCUGAGGCUGAAACCUGUGCGAAGUUUCCCUCUCUGGGGGGGGAGUGGAGUCUUAAAUUAUUAGGAAAAUGUAAAGUUUUAGUCCAAAGUGUAGUUUAUUUGGGUAUUUGUAUUUUGGUUCGAUUGGGGGACUGCAACAGCGGACAGGCUCUCUAGAUUUUGUGGAAACUUCGCAUAUGGGAAGGCUACCACCACCACAAAAGUUUACAAUCAAUCGAUGACUCCCAAGGCCCCUAGCAUACUUGGAUAACAAAUUCUAAAUGCGAUCCAAUUCUAAUAAAAUAAUGCACUAGUCUAGUCAGAAAAUCAUUUAAGUGAAUUUUUUAAGUGCAACAGCAGCCACAAAAUCGAUACAAAAUAUUGCGUAUAUACCAAUAUCUAUAUAUAUAUAUAUAUGUAGCUAUGAAAUUAAAUAUUUAUAUUUCUAAUGUAUGCAACUCUUACACGGGGAAAAAGAUGAAUUUCAGCAACCUGAGAACACGCAAAAAUAACGAUCUGUUUCGCAACACGUUACUUAAAUGCAUUUAAAAUUAAUUCAAACGAUAUCUACAGCAGCAAAUCUAUUGUUGAAUCCUUCAAACAAACAAAAACAUUUUCAACUAUUGUAUGUACUAGAAAAUAUUGAUAUAGAAAAACACAAUAACUUUUUCAAUGUAUUUUAUAUUUGAGAUUAUACAAAACGACGAUGACGAGGACGACGACGACGACGACGUCGACGUCGAUGAUGAUCAAACGAUCAGAAGAUGAUGAUGGAGCGCCGAUCACAGUGCGAUUUGCUAUGAAAGUUAUUUGUUUAGAAUUGAUUUUUGUAUAUGCUUCGCGCUCGUUUGGUAAAAGCUUUGAAAAGACUACAAAUAA